Molecule: messenger RNA, 462 nt
Organism: Diaporthe amygdali
Lineage: Eukaryota; Fungi; Ascomycota; Sordariomycetes; Diaporthales; Diaporthaceae
Exons: 3
Coding region: 1-462 (153 amino acids)
Source: RefSeq, a predicted model, not a curated record
AUGGCAAGCAACUCGACUCAGCCACGCACGUUCAGUCCGGAAGGGGUACCGGCACCACCGCCGACCUACAACCACGUUGCAGUCACUCCUCUGCUCUCAUCCUCCCGACUCGUCACGCUUGCCGGGAUGACCGGGUGCGACCCCGCCAGCUCUGAAAACCCCCACACAGUCCAUGAGCAAGCCCCUAUUGCGUACGAGAAAAUUCAUAAGGCACUUGCCGCUGCUGGUGCCACCCCGCGCGAUAUUGUUCAAGUCAGGCAUUACAUCGUAAAGGAGACGGGUAAUGCAGAAAUCGACCGCCUAGAUGUGGUAGACCGUGGCUGGGGUGACUUAUGGAUAGAGUUCAUGGACAGGACCGCCGAUGGUCAUCGCCCUCCGGAUACCGUUGUGGGAGUGGCCAGUUUGGCGAAAAGCGAUAUACUAUAUGAGUGCGAGGUAUGGGCUAUUUCCCAGGGGAACUGA